Messenger RNA from Clarias gariepinus (North African catfish), 8837 nucleotides. RefSeq names its product nuclear receptor binding SET domain protein 3 (gene nsd3). Gene Ontology annotation, cellular component: chromatin; nucleus. Gene Ontology annotation, biological process: regulation of DNA-templated transcription. The coding region runs from base 219 to 4796 and encodes 1525 amino acids. Gene Ontology annotation, molecular function: protein binding; histone H3K36 methyltransferase activity. The record is from RefSeq and is a predicted model, not a curated record. The transcript has 23 exons. NCBI's taxonomy places the organism in Eukaryota, Metazoa, Chordata, Actinopteri, Siluriformes, Clariidae.
AGGGCUUGAAUCAAAUCUAUGGAAGUCCAAUCUGAUCUGAUCUGCACUGAAACAUCGGGCCUCGUCUGUGUGUUGUGUGUCUCCAAGCCUUUGUGUAGAUCGCUGUAGAUUUAUGAUCUCUGCACCCGGACUCAGAUUAUUUGCUGUAUUUGUUUAGAAUGGGAAACGCUGAAGACCCUGUACGAAAAAGGGAAACCUAAGGAUGCUGGAGCAGAACAAUGGAUUUCUCCUUCUCUUUCAUGCAAGGGAUCAUGGGAAACACAAUCCAGCAACCGCCUCAGCUCAUUGACUCAGCUAACAUCAGACAGGAGAACGCGUACGAUGCCAUCAGCGACCCCGGGGACGAGGGAGGCCCCUCCGCCUACGAUUCGCCCCUCGAUCCAGGGUUCUCCUAUCCUCCGGAUGACCUAGGGGUCGUCGCUAACGGUUACCAGGCAGGAAUCGGCGCCUACGAGCAGCAGGCCAAGUUUGCGCUCUACUCGCAGUUCCCUAACGGCUCGGCCAACGGCUACGGCGCCAUCCGCAACUAUCACGCCGACCACGGGUUGAUCUUGGGGGAGGGGACGGUGCUGAGGUCGCCCGUCGUUCAGGAAAAACCCUCAUCUCAUCUCUCAUCCCCUCCCCUUCCUCCUUCUCAUUCUCAUUCUCAUCUUCAUCACCACCAUCACCACCCUCAUCCUCAUCCUCACGCUCAACAGCAUCAGUCGCAGCAGCCCAACCCUCAACUUUUACCUCAUCACCCCCCUCCUCCUCCGCCGCCCCCUCCUCCGCCUCCUCCGCCAUCAUCUUCCUCCGCUUCACAUCAUCUGCAGCCGGUCUACCCGCCGCCUCCCCUGCACCUCCCGUCCCCACCACCUCCCCUCCAAGCCUCGAUUCAGGACGUGGCUUCCGAGCCCGUCGCCCAGAAGAAGACCAACUCCCCGGAAAUCAAGAUCAAGAUCAUAAAGACGUAUCAGAACGGACGCGAGCUGUUCGAGUCGUCGCUGUGCGGAGACCUGCUGCACGAGUUCCAGGAGUCGAGCAGGAGGAACGAGCACAAGAAGGAGAAGAGAAAAAAGAAGAACAGCCGACACGCGGCCUUCCCUGAACAGGAAGUGAAGCUCGGCGAUGGCCAGGCUGCGGUACAAGAGCAGCACCCUACCGCAGGGCUCAAAAGCCCCAAAGCAGAACCCAAGGAGGUGCGGCAGAUGAUCUUGAAAUCGUUGAAGAUGGAUGACGAUGAUUGCAUGCAGGUGGACAAGGCCGCGCCCUCCAUGUGCGUGGAGUACGAGAUCGGCGAUCUGGUGUGGGCUAAAGUGGGGACGUACCCAUGGUGGCCCUGCAUGGUCUCCUCCGACCCCCAGCUAAAGGUUCACACACGCAUAAACACCAGAGGUCACCGGGAGUACCACGUGCAGUUUUUCGGCAGUGUAGCUGAGCGGGCGUGGAUUCACGAGAAGAGGAUAGUGGUGUAUAAAGGAGAGAGUCAGUUUGAAGAGCUGCAGGCAGAAACCUUACGCAAAACCACCAACCCCACCGAGAGGCAGAAGCUGCUAAAGCCUCAGUCUCAGAGGGAGCGCGCUCAGUGGGAGGUGGGCGUCGGCCACGCCGAGGCAGCCCUGGUAAUGAGCCGAGAGGAGCGUAACGAGAAUUACACCUUCAUUUACAUCGACAAGCUGCCUGCUGAAGAACCUAGCGAUGAACCCGUGACCCCAACCAGGAUUAAAAAACGAAGGACAAGACGCUCCAAGAGCCUAAAGAAAGACGAUACGGCGGCACUCCCGCGCCGUCAGCAGCCCCGCCGCCAGUGCAGCGUUUCCGACACUCAGGAGGAAGAGGCGGAGCCUGAGGACGCCACAGAAUCUCAACCCUCGCCCCCUCCGGUCCGGACUCCGUGGCGAACGGCGGCUGCUCGGAAGCUGCUUCCGCUCUCUGUCACCAUGAAGAAGCUUAACGUAGAGAUCGUCAAAUGCGACUGGCAGCUCCCCAAACAGAAAGUAGAGUUAAAAAAGGAGGAGGAGAGAGACGAUGAGCGAGUUCAGUCUCCAGAGGGUUCGAGUGAUAAAGCCGAGGGUGAGACCUUCUCCAGUGAGGAGGAGAGAACAGCAUGGAGUGAACCAGAAAGUGGCGAACACACCCACACACCGGUUCCUGAACCCAGCUCAGAGUUGAUGGAGCGUAAGCUGCAGCGGCGGUGCGUGAGGAGUCGCUCAGAGUCGGAAAAGAGCGUUGAUCCGGUUCCGAAGAAAAAGGUUAAGAAAGAGCAGGUGGAGACGAUGCCUCAGAUGGACUUCAAGACGGGAUCGCAAAAAGGAGCCAGUGAAAUCUCCGACUCUUGUAAACCGUUGAAGAAGCGCAGUCGAGCCUCGACGGAUGUCGAAGUUACAAGCUCUAUUUACAGAGACGCGUCCGACUCCGAUUCCAGAGGUCUCAACGACAUGCAGUGUGUAUUUGAGAAACGCUCCGACAGUCCCGGUACGAUGGACGCCGACGGCUCGGACGCCCAGUCAGAAGAUUCAAACAUCUCUCGGCAGGGCAUCUCCAAAAAGGAUAUGGUGUGUCAGAUUUGUGAGACAUUUGGAGAUUCCCUGCUGUGCUGCGAGGGCGAGUGUAACAGGUUUUUUCAUCCGGAGUGUUUGGCCUCAGCUGGAGGAACAGAAGGAGAAAACAUUUGCACCGAGUGCAAAACAGGUUCGCACCCAUGUUUCUCCUGCAAACGCACUGAUGAAGAUGUAAAGCCGUGUUCGGUGAGCGAGUGUGGCCGAUUCUAUCACGAGUCCUGCGCUUGGAAAUACGCGGGAACUACCUCGGAGCCGCAAGGCCUGAGAUGCCCACAGCACUGCUGCGCUACCUGCUGGCUGGAAAAGGACUCGCAAAAGGCACACAAAGGCCGGAUGAUGCGCUGUAUCCGCUGUCCUGCAGCCUAUCAUGCAGGCGAUCUGUGUAUAGCAGCUGGGAGCGUAGUGAUCACGCCCCACGUCAUCGUGUGCAGCGGUCACUCCAGCGCGAGGAAGAACGGCCAUCUCGGCUCCUCCGUAAACGUAGGCUGGUGUUUCGUUUGCUCGCGAGGACGCUUAGUGCACGACCUCACUGACACCGUAUUAAGUUCUUAUACGUUUAAGUCUCACUACCUUCUGACUGAGUCAAAUCGUGCUGAGUUGAUGAAAUUACCUCUGAUUCCUUCUCCUUCGUCAGCUACCCAAAAGAAUCCGGCCAAAGGAGGAAGACUCCUGUGCUGCGAGGCAUGCCCCGCCGCCUUCCACCCGUCCUGUUUAAAUAUGGAGAUGCCCGAGGGAGCCUGGCUUUGUAGUGAAUGCAAAGCGGGAAAGAAACCUCGCUACAAACAGAUUGUCUGGGUCAAGCUCGGCAACUACAGAUGGUGGCCGGCUGAGAUCUGCAACCCACGACUGGUCCCAUCUAACAUCCAGAAUCUAAAACACGACAUCGGGGAUUUUCCAGUCUUUUUCUUCGGCUCACACGAUUACUAUUGGAUCCACCAGGGCCGAGUUUUCCCGUAUCUGGAGAACGAUAAGAACUUUGCAGAGGGACAAAUCGGAAUUAACAAAACUUUCAAAAAAGCACUCGAGGAAGCGGCGAGGAGGUUCCAGGAGCUGAAAUCUCAGCGAGAAACCAAAGAAGCUCUGGAACAGGAACGCAACUCGCGACGGCCUCCGCCGUUCAAACUCAUCAAGUGCAACAAACCCAUAGGGAAGGUGCAGGUGUGUGUUGCCGACUUGUCGGAGAUCCCGCGCUGCAACUGCAAGCCAAGCGACGAGCGCCCGUGCGCUCAGGAAUCGGAGUGUGUGAACCGGGCUCUGCAGUACGAGUGCCACCCGCAGGUGUGUGCCGCCGCCGAGCGCUGCCUCAACCAGAGCUUUAGCAAACGACAGUACCCGAAAAUGGAGGUGAUCAAGACGGAGAAGCGCGGCUGGGGCCUUAGAACCAAGCAGGACCUCAAAAAGGGAGAUUUUGUGAUGGAGUACGUAGGAGAACUGAUCGAUCUGGAGGAAUGUCGACAGCGAAUCAGCCACGCCAGCAAGAACCAUGUGACCAACUUCUACAUGCUCACGCUCACCAAGGAUCGUGUUAUUGAUGCUGGACCCAAAGGGAACUUGUCUCGCUUUAUGAAUCACAGUUGCAGCCCAAACUGCGAGACACAGAAGUGGACGGUGAAUGGAGACGUCCGCAUCGGCCUCUUCACACUGUGUGACAUUGCUGCAGACACCGAACUGACAUUUAAUUACAACCUGGACUGUUUGGGGAACGGGAGGACGACAUGUCACUGUGGAGCUGAGAACUGCAGCGGCUACCUGGGAGUUCGACCAAAGAGUGCUGUGGUGUUGGAGAAAGAGGAGAAAGUCAGGAACUCGAAGCUGAAGGUGAGGAAGAGGAAGCUGAAGACGGAAAGCCGCAGUCACGAUUAUUACUGUUACUGCUGCGGCGAGGGCGGAGAGCUGGUCAUGUGUGACAGGAAGGACUGUCCCAGAGCCUAUCACCUGCUUUGCCUCAACUUGACCACGCCCCCCUAUGGUCGCUGGGAAUGCCCUUGGCACCAAUGCAGCGUGUGUCAGCGUCCUGCCUCCACGUUCUGUCACUUUUGCCCCGCCUCAUUCUGCCAGGAUCAUGAGGCGGGGCAGCUGGUGCUUUCCGCCCAGGACAACCAGCCCUGCUGUCCCAAUCACGACCCGGAACGAGCACCCAGCCUUCCGAAUGCUGUGAGGGUGAAGGAGGAAGAAGAAGCAGAGAGAGAAGAAGAGGACGACGGGGAUGCCGAGAGAGAGGCAGACGAGGACGAGGAAGGAGAAAUGGCUGAGUGACUGAGCCAAAGCUCUUUUACUGAAAAAUUUCAACACGGUGACUGGAAUUCAGCAAAACGAGGCUCUCCUCGCAGCUAGGGGGCGGUCCGGGGUUCGAAAUCAUUAAACAUAUACGUUGUCCAUUUCAGAUCUACAGCAGAGGACGAUCGCUUUUUGAGCCGAAAAAAGAAAGAAAAAAAAAAGUCACAAUUUAUGACUUCACUCUUUCUGAUCCAGAAAUGUGGAAACGAAUCACACAGCACCCACUAAUAGUCACUUUACUGAUUUAUUAUUUUUAUUUUUUUAUUUUAUUAUUUUUUUCUUCAAGCCGGGUUAUAGUUCAUUCUCAGAGCGGAGCCAAGAUCUUUUACACACUCUCUGGUACCCACAACACCUUGAAAACUUCAUUCGACGUACCUCAGUGUAAAUAGAAAGGAUUCUUACGAGAAACGUAGAUCAGCUUCUCAACAGUAGAAUUUUCACUACGCGUCUGAAUAUCGGCUAGUUGUGGAAAAAAAAAAACGAAAAAAGAAAAAAAAAAAACGAAAAGGACUGUGACUAUGGUUUUGGUUACGUGCUGCCUCUUCAUACCCGUGCGUUUGUGAUUUGUGAGAUAUAUAUAUAUAUAUAUAUAUCACAAAUAUAUUUAUGACUACGUUUACAUCCGCUCACGGUGUACAGUAUUGUUCAUUGGUAUUAUUAGUGAGUUUGAUAUCACUAUUCUUAAUGUCAUUGUAUACGUGCCCUCCCUCCCUUUUUAUCAUGGCUUGCUCAGACAUUGUGUUAAGUUCUGACUCACUUUUUGUCGUGACUGACUGAUUAAUUUCAUCGUCAAGCACUUAACCUUCAGCAUUUGUAUGAGGAUCAGCCAUGAUACACACCUGAACACUGCCGUCGUUGGUGUUGUGCCGAUAGGAAUAUCAGUCCAUGAGGAAUUUUAUUUUUUAAAGGAACAUUUUCUGUGACGUCUUCAAUGUACGUUUCCUUCCUCUUCCUUUUUAUUAUUAUUUUUUUUAUUGUCUCAUUUGUACACAAUAGCGACCACUUUUAAGGUAUCAUGAUCACAGUGUACCUUGAUAACCCAGAUUCAGGUUCAAAUGAACGACCCGAGAAUUUCAUGAACGCUAUAACAAUAUCUUGAGUCGUUCGUUUGGAUGAAAUUUAUUUGAUAAUGGCAUCAAUGGCAAUCCAUAAUCGUUCUAUUAAUGUAAGAAGCAUUUAUGUUUAAAUAAGUUUAAAUGAAUUUCCAGAUCACGAUGAAGGCAAAAACCAGCAAUGCCUUUUGUUAAGUUUUAUGACGGUUACCACAAUGUAUUUUAACUUUUAACUACUACUCGACACGUUGUUUUGUUAACUCAGUAGUGUUACUCGUGGCAGGCGUCCAGUGGCUCAGCAGGAUUGCACGCUACAGACAGGAAUCUUAGACCUGGUUAAAGAUGCAUCCAUUGGAUCAGUUAAAUGCUGCUGUGAUCCAUCUCCGGGCAUGUUUACCUAGAAUGUAGAAAAUGUGUAUUGUCUCAACACAGAAAAAAAAAAGCCUUCGCACCCAUGUAAAAGUCAGUAUUGCUAAUAGAUCACCAGUUAACCCCUACCGAGCUUCCCCGAUGGACCAUUGGUUCAUUUUCCUUCCUGCUGCGCCACUAUCUAAUCCUGUAAUAUUUCUAACGUUCUUCAAGCCUGUAGAACUGUGGAAGUCUGUCACACUGCCAAAAUUAGGAUUUUCAAAGCGUCUUGGAUCUAGAUGAGGUCCUGCCUGUACACUUGAAAUCUGGAGCGCUGUUCACAUCUCUGCACUUUUUUUUUUUUUUUGAGUUGCAAUGCCGUUUACACUUAGAGGUUUAAAAAUCCAGCACAUCACAGUUUUUGUCAUUUGUCACAGAUGAUACAUAUUGGAAAAUAUCUCAGAAUUAUUGUUUAAGGGCUUUAUUUCUUGAACCACCUCAAUUCCUUGUUGUUUGGAGGAUUUUUAAGUGCUGUGCUAUAAUAAAAGAUUUAGGCUUCAAAAGAAAAUAACCAGAAUGAAUGUUGGAAAAAAUGUACAAGUCAUUCAAGUCAAACCAGGACUUUUGCUUGUGCAGAGUAACAUUAGAGUGACGCUACACUAAUGCACUUAGCCCAGAGUUUCACUAGUGCUGGGAUACCAUUAAGGUAAAAAGUCUCCUCAUUACACCAGAACCAGCCUGCAUGCUUCACGUUUGAAACACUGGCCCCCCAGAAAUUCCUUUAAUGGCCUAAACAGUGAAGCUGCUUGGAGCGAGGUCAGGUCUGUACGGGCGAUGUGGCAAUAACUGCCAGCCGAGUUCCCCUGAUGUGGUUUUAAAAUGGUGUUGGUGAAUGAUUGUGUGUAUAAGUUCCCACUGACAGAUGCAUCUCUUGAGGAAGAUGGUGACAAGCUACCCGUUGGCUUUUAAGGAUCAUGCUUUCAACUCACUGAAUGUUUACAGAAACGACUGCAGAAACAGGAUCGUCAUUCACAAAUGCACGGCCUGCUUUAAGAUAUUUGCACAAUUCAGAUGUUUUACUGCAGCCAGGAGUCUCAUCAUUGUGCUGUGCUUGAAGUCUUCAGUUUUACACCUUUGUUCAUGAGAAAUUUCAUCACAAGUCCUGGUUGGACUUGAACGCACCUGACCAAGUAGCAAUGUCACUUUUACUGCACAGUAAUUACAAUCCUUAAACACACACACACUAUAAAUACAGUUUUUCUUCAUUUCUAUUUUCUUUUUUCCUCUUUUAUGUUACUGUUUUUAAAACUCUUGUCAUUAUGCUUUCUUUUUUUUUUUGCUAAGUUUAUUAUUUUUUCUCAGCCAUUUUUCUUUCCUUUUUUUUUAUUUUUUAUUUUUAUGCGUCUUGUGGUGUCCCCCCUUCUCCGUUUUACCAGGUCUGUUCCUUCGUGACAUGUUCGAUAGGAAGUGCACAUGUAGAUCUACUAACUCAUAAUAAUGACAAAUAUGUGACAUGCUGGAUUUUUUAUUUUUUUUAUUUUUAUUCUUAAUAGAUUAAAUGCGUAGCAGGUUUGAUAAUGAGGUACGACUUUUUUGUUUAGCACUUUUUCCCCUUCAUGAAUGAGAAAUGCAGUUUGCAAAGCGUGCAUUCUGUCACAAGUCUCAGAAAAAAGAAAAUUAACACAGAUGAUGUGUGUUUGGUUUCCUGACAUGAAAUUUAUGAUUUUUUAUACCCUUAUUGUAUUUUGACUUUCACAUUCAAUGCAAAUGAAGUGUUUCCUUCUUCUGAUCACUUGCCUUUUGGUAGUCCUAGAAUUUGUAUGAGUAUAAAUUGAGCUAAAUGAUUUAAAAGGCGUAGUGUUACUGAUUGGAGAUGAGCCUUUGUUGCCAUAUCAGCCAUUUUGUAUUUACCUCCUUAAAGAGUGUUAGUGCACUGUACUUCACUGUUUUUUUAAAUACGUGAUUUAAAGUGUCAUAAAUCAUCUUGUGCAUGUUUGUGCCUGUUCUUUAUGUUGUUCGAUUUUUCUAUAUUUUAAAAUGAUGCCAUCUCACCAGCUUCACGGGAAAUCAUUUGUGUUGACGUGUUAAGGACGUGUCACAUUCCUUUCAUAGACUGUUUAAGGAAUCUUGCUACUGGACUUAUUUCUGUUGUGUGUAAAUCUUAAGUGUUAAUGUAAAACUCACCAUGCGCGUCGAGUCGCAGUAUACACUCCAACUGAAUAAAAGCAUCGUAAAUGAUAUUAUCUGGGUAGAACGAGCUUCUCUGGGUUUCAUAGAGGGCUGUGCUCCUAGGAAGGGGUGUGGCCACAAUGUUAUCGUGUUAUGGGACGUUGCGGAGUCAAGCUCGUCCAACUGUACAUAGUAGAAAGUAAAGAACUCCACUAUCAUUAUAUCGUAGUGUCUACAGAAUGCCUGUAAAUUACUUCUGAAUGUUUGUGAACGUAUAGGCACAUUCUUUUUGUAACUUUCUUUUACUGUAUUUUUUAUUUGACCAACUUUUGAGAUGUUUUUUUUUUUUUCCAGAAUUGCUAAUUUAUUCAGAGAAACAACAUUCCACAGAUUUACUCGCUCUCAGACUUGCCUGGUUCGACUUCAAUAAAAUCUCUACUGAAUGUUCACA